Asterias rubens (European starfish) is the source of this 5272-nucleotide messenger RNA. RefSeq names its product TOX high mobility group box family member 3-like. The coding region runs from base 357 to 2186 and encodes 609 amino acids. Gene Ontology annotation, cellular component: nucleus. The transcript has 8 exons. Gene Ontology annotation, molecular function: chromatin DNA binding. The record is from RefSeq and is a predicted model, not a curated record. NCBI's taxonomy places the organism in Eukaryota, Metazoa, Echinodermata, Asteroidea, Forcipulatida, Asteriidae. Gene Ontology annotation, biological process: regulation of transcription by RNA polymerase II.
CCAAUCCUCUGAUUGAUUGUUAUACACAUCGUGUUGUGGCAAGUGGUCUGUAUGAACACACUGUACGCUCUUGAUUCUGUACCGUCAGCAUCAUCAGCGUCGUGGUUGGUGAUCGGUCGCUCUCUACCUGUGGAGCUAGCUACAGCUCUCCUCGUCUCGUCUCCCCCUAUUCAAUAACCGUCGGCCACUCGUCACUGAACGCAUCGCAACUGGUGGACUCUGUAGUGGUGGGCUCCUUGAUGCGUUGAACCAAGGUAGGGACUUUGUUAAUUUGCAAAGGACUCCCAAGGAACUGAUCCUUAGAAUAAAAACAAAAUAAUAAUUGAUACUGGAGAAACAGGAGUUUGCUCUGAAAGAUGAAAUGUCAAACUGAGGACCCUACUGCUUGGAUGCACAGUGUUGGACCCCCAGUAGGCCGGCAUAGGAAAAUGUCUUCUGGAUAUUGGCCAGCAAUGGGCCAAACGCCAGCAGUCAGUUUCGUGAACGGAUUUAACUUCGGUAAUCACACCGCCGGAGUACACCACAACAACAACUUUGUGGCUGCCAGCACCAACAUGUCCUCACAGACGUUUCACACUCCAAGUUUUGGUGAUGAGGAAUUUGACAUCCCACCCAUGGCACAGUCAAUGGGUGAGGGAAACAUCACGACAAUGACCGACCAUGCCUUCACCGCCCAGCCCGUUAAUGAGCCAGUCGGCAACCAGGCUAUGCCUAAUUAUCAUACAGACUCUUUACAUGACCGAAGAGUCAUGUCCAGCCCCUCCGCUCCUAACAAUCAAACUCCGCCCCCAAUGCAGCAUCAACAGAUGAUGACAUCACCUGUCAAUCACUCAAAUCCCCCGAUGUCACACUCCCCAUCAAUGUCACAGUCAUUGUCACAGUCCAUGACGCUGCCGUCACCGACGCACAGUCACACAAUGACCGAUCCCGCAAAUCACUUCCCGAAUUCCAUGUCUGGUGCCGCCUUCACAGAGCCGUUGAGUCACAUGACGGAGAGCCUGCCCAAUCCGCUGACGACGUCCAACAUGCUUGUGAAUCCACAGUUUCCCCCUCAUAACUUGGACAUUCCUCCCAUCACGGAGCCGACUAGUAGUCUUGGUACAAUGAGUGGCAUGAUGCCUCACACACAGGCUGCAUCUUUCAGUCGCUCAGCCCCGACAACAACGCAUAUUUACAGUCAAUCGUACCACAUGCCUCAUAUGUCACAGAACAUGGACAUGUUUCCCAUGGACUCGCAUUCCAAUCAACAUAUGGGACAGUUGUCCACAAUCAACCAAUCAGCAAUCAGUUCACAGCUUGGUCUUCACGCUGGUCUGCAGCCAGGGCAGGGCAUUGUGGGUAGACAUCAAACGUUAGGUAAAAACUUGGGGCCUGGUAAUACGAGGUCUCCGCACCAGGAGAGCAGUGAAGACAGUGACGACAACACACCACUAGCACAGUUUGCAGCAAAAAGGCCCGAAGUCAAAGAAACCAAGAAGAAGCCGCCCAAGAGAAAGCGCAAGAAGGAUCCCAAUGAGCCUCAGAAACCCGUCUCUGCCUACGCACUCUUCUUCAGAGACACCCAGGCAGCCAUCAAGGGGCAGAACCCCAACGCUAGCUUUGGUGAAGUCUCAAAGAUUGUAGCUUCUAUGUGGGAUAGUCUAGGAACAGAACAAAAACAGGCAUAUAAGCAACGGACUGAAACAGCAAAGAAGGAGUACCUUAAGAAGCUAGCAGCAUACAGAGCAAGUUUAGUAUCAAAGGCGGCAGUAGACACAGCACAAAUUGAAGAACAAUCCCCCAGCAAGCAGAAGAAAACGGCAGCAGUCAUCACGGCCGCCCCAGCCACGGUCGGUCACACGCACAUUGCGCCCCGUAUCAUCGCACCAAAGCCGAUCGUCACCGGCGUGCCUAUCACGGUAACCAUGACAGCAGCUACUAAGCCCAUGAUGCAACCCGGCAUGAACCAGAUGCACAAUGUACAGAGGGUCGUCAAAGCGCAGUCUAUGAUGGGUGUUGAUGGUAUGAUGCCACAUAAUCACCAAAUCUGCACACGUAACGGCUGCAAUAAGCCGAGCAUUGAGAGCCCAGAGUGGGAUAAUGAAUAUUGUAGCAACGAAUGCGUCGUUGAUCAUUGCAGAGAUGUUUUCACUGCUUGGGUGGCUUCCAGUAGUGCUAAUGGUGGAAUGCUGCCAUCCGUCAAAUGAGGGCGCUCUCUGACGUCAAGAAUCCCAAUGUGAAAUAAUCCCCCCAACGAUGCGUCUGGGCAUCAACUCUUAUUUAUUAUCAACAAACUACUCUUUGCUAAGUUUCUGGAGGGGAUGCAGCUGUGAAGAGGCGAGGCAGUGAUUGGACGGCGUGGCGUGUAAGAUUGAAAACGGUGGACGAGCAUGGAUGGGACAUUAUACGGCCCAGGUUGCUCUUUGUGUAUGAUAAUUAGAAAAGUGGGCGGAUCCAGAGCAGCAAAAAAGGGGAGGAACCACAUAGAGGGAUCAGUUUCCAUGAAUUGGAGAUUUCAAAAAACACCAAAUUUAAAAAGGUAAUCCCUUUUUAAGCUUCUCUGGAUCCAUCCAAGAUUAGAAAGGAUUAAGUAUUUAAUCGUCAGCUAGGUAGGUUGAGAUCUACUUCUUGCUCAUACAUAAAUUAUUUAUGACUCACAAUUCAUUUAGAAUCAUGGCUAUAGUUUAUCAUACUGUAUUUUAGUUUAUUCUGUGCAACUAAAUCUCUUACUUUCAAGGCCUUUGAAUUUUGACACUUGGGGACCUUUGAUUUCUUGGACAGCGCCCUCUUGUGAUUAGUUACAUUCUUCCUUCUGUAUCUGUUUGGAUUUUGUUUGGUUCUUAGACUGGCUGUCAUGCUUAACAGUACAGAUUCAUGAAAGGUGCCAGAUUAAUUUCCAAUUUCCCCCAUAGUUUGGCUGCAAAUAUAUGGCCCUUUUCGAAACCACGGCUUUGGAUUCGGCUGGAGGCUCCGUUCUCUUGUCUGAAACCCUGAGCGCGUAUAUGUAAAGCAUGCGCAAUUGUCAAAACAAUCCCAGGGCCAAGCUAGACUUAGUCGAAUCCAAAGCUGAAGCCAUCGUUUCGAAAAGGGCCUAUGUAUGGAAGAAAAGCAACGUGGCUGCUGCCCCUGCACCAUUACUAGUUCAUUACUUGAAUAAUUAUGAACAUUUUAUAAAAAAUUACAGCCACUCUUUUCAACUUCAGCCUAAAUGCAAUCAUGAAAUAUUGAUAAACAUGAUAUUGAGAAAAUAAAUUGGAUGUAAGUGGAAAGCUUUCGAGAUCAGAAAGCUGUAUUAGGAAAGGGCCAAAUAGAGCAUCUUUGAUCAUGGCUGCUGGCCGAAGGAUGCAAAGAUUGCAUGUAGUCUUGCCAGUUUGUCAGACAUAACCAGUAAUCAGGCGUUAUGUAUAAUAAAGUGAAACCAAAGGCACACUCCAGCAGGCAUAUAGAUUAAGACAUCUUUAUCUGCUUUUUAUCGAUCGAUGAGAGCAGGAUACAAGUGCUUCCAAAAAGUCAAACAAUGUUCAAUAUGGCUGCGUUGUUCCUGAAGGACAAACUGUCAUAACGGGGUUUAGAACCCCCACCCUCAUGAAUAAACCAACUGAAUGGUUUACCACAAAUUGAGAUUUAUUUCUGACUGCCUGGCCAAUAUCUAAACAUCAUGUACCAAGAAAGAUAAACGAGUGUCCAAGUUGGGAACUUCCAAUUAACAGAAUAGCGCGUUUAACGUGCAUGGACUCAUGAGACUUACACUUUCAAUUCUAAAAAGUCACACAACAUUUUUGUUAACUUUUUAUUUUAUUAUCAUUAAAGUGGUAAUAGUUAUUUUUGUAGUGACCUGUGUGUGGUCUUUCGUAAUUAUCUUAAUUUAUCCUUUAACAAAUUAUUAAUAUAUUGCCUUGAAUUAUGGAAGUAUUUUUCUGGUAAAGAAUGGACGAAAAUGGAAAAGUGUUUGUUAAUUUAUUUGCGUUGAUACUACACUGUAUCAGUGUGGGAUUUGCUUCCCUAUUUUGUAGAAUGUUUUCCUUUUUUAUGAAGAAAUAAAAACUAAGAUUAAACAUGCCAUUCGUCUUGGCGUGGUCUCACUGAAAAUUAAGUGCGUUAAUUUCUUGACCCUUCAGUUCAAAUUGUAGAACAUGGCAGGUAUUGUACAGUUUGAUGUGUAUUGUUUCACACCAGGGCUCAAUUUCAUAAAGCUGUUAAGCAGAAAAUACUGCUUGACAACUUUCUUUGCUAAGCAAAAUUUGAGUGGGGCGUCAGUCAUGGAAAUGUAAUGUAAACUUUGGCUGAUAAACUGGUAAAUCCAAAUCAAUACCUUAAAACCAUACAAUACUUCAUUAGUGGAUUCUGGAAUACCAGCCAAAUUUCCAGAGCAUGUACUUUGCAACUCAAGGAUGUGGGUUCGAAUCCCCUAAGCUAACCGCUGAUUUCACGAUGACUAGAAUAAGUAUUGUCGACUAGUUACUGAAUCACAAUUUCUUGAUUGUGCAAUUCAAAAUCAUAGACAUGAAACAAUGUCUGUAUGAGAGAGAUUGGCUGUUGCCAGCUUGGGGUGUACUCCUAGAUCUUUCGAGUAGAGUUUCCUAGAGGUUUCGUUCCGCUAUCGUCUCCGUUACAGGAGGGGAUAGCGGAACGAAACCUCAUAGUUCUUGGAGUCUUUCCCCUUGUGGGACUUUGCUGAGUGCCCUUGAUAGGAAGAUCAUCUAAACAAAUAAUAAAAUAAAAAAAUAAAAUAAAAAAACAUAUAUCAAACUCAUGCAGUAGAAAGUUUUUCUUUUUAAUGGCAAUAUUUUCUGCUUCACAGCUCUGUGCGAGUGUUAGCCAAUUAAACCCCCUGCUUUCUCGAAAGAUUUUUUUUUCCCAGAUAUUUUUUACCGGAGUAUAAAUUCCAUCUCCUUUACUUCUGCUAGUGCUGCCUAUAAAUUGCUCAAUUCCUUAACUUUCAAGCCCGUAUUUACUGUACAUACUUAUUUCUUGGUACUGUUAUAAUAAGACUGCACUGUCCCCUUCAGAAACUCAACUGAGAAACCAUACAUUGCUCUUCUCUAAAUGUAUUUUUUGUAGCAAGUUGAUAUUUAACAAUAAGAAAAAUAAAACCUUGUGUUGUUUUGUUCUGACCAUUGCUGUGGUUGCCUGUAACUUUAGGGGCACCCAUUUGUGUACAGACAAGGGCGAAUGGAAUAAUAUUUUAUGUAUUUUUUAUUGACUUUCCAAAGUUAAAUUAAUUAAGUGCACUUUGUCUGUGACCACAAUUUAAAUUAAUAAAGUUCCGUAUACAGUACAAUGCCAACAGUCA